AUGCCUUCUCUCGCCAGUGCAGGCAAGGGCAAAGGGAAGAAACAAGAUGCUCGUCGGUCUCGCAGUCGUAACACAACCCCGAGUUCAGUCAUUAGUGCUGGCACGGCUCCAAUCGGCGCGACGACAACACCUCUGCUGGACUUAGACUUGAACAAGUUACUGGUCCCGUCCAAGCCCAAUUAUGCUGAAGCCACCGACUAUCUCGACAGUCAUGGCGCCAAGGUCGAACCCAAAUUGUUGCACGACAUUAUAGAACAAUUGAAGCACUUGAGUGAAUCGGCCGAGAAACGUAUUGAGUCCUGUGAAAAGGCAAUUCGUCUCAUACACGAACAGAAGAAAGAAUUGGAAUCCGACCAACAAGAUAGGGAGCGCCAGGCCGAGCAUGCCCGUCGACAGAAAGCUCGGAAAGAAGAGUCGCAGAAGAAUACCAAAGCAAAGAAGCGGAAGGACAGAGCAGAAACCCUCGACAGUGUUGAGAUCAAGCGUGAAGAUGAGCCUGUAAAGGUAAAGCCUGGUCGUGCUACUGGCACUCCGGGCCCUGUUGAUAGCCCUUCUCCGUCGAAGAAGACGAAACUAAGCCCAGGAACUUCAUCCCUGUCAGAAGUUGCCGAUUCUCCAGUAGCUGCCGCUGCCAGUGCUCACCCAUCUCCGGCAAAAUCUGACGUAUCAAUGUCUGAUGCAGAAGAGAACCCCGCCAGCCAUGGAAAGCCUCCAAUCCCCCAACAAGGAUUUUUCCCGGAUCCGCUUGCCCCUGAUCCAAUAAUAUACCAUAUUCGCGAUAUCACACCCGACAUGUCGGAUACUGAGAAGAAAGAAAUCUACAGUGUCACUUCGUAUCCAAAAACAGACCUCAGUGAUCAAAUUGCGGGCGUUCCACCUGAUAAGGACUUCAGCAAUGCAAAACCCAGCAACCAAGUCACUGCCAACACCUUCCUCACCUUCGUUGAACCUUAUGUCCGGCCUCUCACUGAGGAAGAUAUGGCAUGGCUGAGAGAACGCGGCGAUCGUGUCACUCCAUUCUUAGCUGUACCGCGCGGCAAGCGUCACUACACCGAGAUUUGGGCUGAAGAGGAUGGAACCGUCUUGGUGGACAACAGCCAUGACAAACUCCCAGCCAAUCAUCCUAGAGGGAGUGUCGAGCAAAUUAACGAUGACAACCUUUCAUCUGAUCAAGUCUCGACUGGACCUCUUGCAAGCAGACUCCUUUCAUUACUUAAGUUCGAACACCGUCCACCCACGAGUGAAAGUGCAAACGGGGUAAAUGAAUUGAACACAUUUAUGGACGGUAAUGACACUAUGGACCUAGACGGACUCACAAAUGGUCACGAUAAUACGGAGAAACCUCUUGCUCCUGCCUCAGCUAUAGCUGAUAUGACAGGUUCAAAGUCUUCAGCUUCUCAACGACUUGAUUACGUCCAAACCGAGGAUCGACUUAAAAAUGAAUUGCGCCAUAUCGGAUUUCUUGGACAAGAUGAGAAUCCUGAUUAUGACGCUCACCACGAUGAUGACAUCAGCGAGAGAAUGAGAUUACUUCAAGCAGAAUUACGCCGAGUCAUGAUCGUCAACGGUGCUCGAAAAGCUCGUUUGCUUGAUCUUGCCAAAGAACGCCUUGCUUACCAAGAAUACAGCACAAUUCACGAGGAUCUUGACAGUCAAGUGCAGCAGGCAUACCUCAAACGAACUAGAACUCUUGGCAAAUCAAAGAAAGGCGGUCCUGGUGCCAACAAGCCACGGCCAGGUAGCCAUAACACAGCUGGUCAUGGCACAGCAAUGAGCGUCAAUAGAGCGAGAGAUAUUGGUGACAAUGCUCGCAUGCUUAUGGACCGACGUAAGCGUUGGGAGAGUUGCAUUGGUCCGGUUUUCAAAGACAUGAAGCACGGUAUCCCCGAGCCUGGAAACAGUAUCUGGGAUCCGAAGAUCAUGGAGGCCUACGAGAAAGCAGAGAUUGAAGCACUCGAUGAAGAGCUUGCAGAAUGA
Messenger RNA from Exophiala aquamarina CBS 119918, 1977 nucleotides. RefSeq lists its product as uncharacterized. The coding region runs from base 1 to 1977 and encodes 658 amino acids. Gene Ontology annotation, biological process: regulation of transcription by RNA polymerase II. The transcript is spliced from 3 exons. Gene Ontology annotation, molecular function: transcription coactivator activity. The record is from RefSeq and is a predicted model, not a curated record. Gene Ontology annotation, cellular component: SAGA complex. NCBI's taxonomy places the organism in Eukaryota, Fungi, Ascomycota, Eurotiomycetes, Chaetothyriales, Herpotrichiellaceae.